AUGCCGUAUAGUCCGAUAAAUAAGCGUUUAACAGCGACUUUGGACAUACGUUUACAACACAGAUUUUCGGACAUCGGAACGGAGCUUUCGCGUACAACACAUUUCAAUAAAAUAGAAGUGCUCCGAUUGCUACAAAUGCAUUACAUGCUAACAAAAGACAACACGAAACCCAUGGAUAAGCUAAAUUUUAUAAAGUUCAUGGACGUUUUUUUAGGUGUGAGAAACGUAGAAGCCGUAGAUAAAAUAUAUCUACUUUGUGCCGGAACGAACAAGAAAUACUUAACUGGGCCCGAGUUCGUCAAGGUAUUGUCGAUGUUGUUAAAAGGAACCCUACCCGACUUGAUUCACUUUUGCUUCGAAGUCUACACGGAGAUGAUGAGGUCACCGAAAUACAUUAAAAAAGAGGACGUGUUACUGAUGUCCAGAAGAAACAGCAUGAAAAUGUGUAAAUUAGUCAAUAUGGAGGAGUACGAUCAGAGUUUCGUAGAUUUCGUCAUGACCGAGGUGGACAAGGAUCGUGAUAAUAGAAUAUCACUGGAAGACUAUCGUAAAGCUGUGCAGGAAAAUGUCGCUUGGUUGCAGUUCUUGGGGCAAAUCCUUCCGUCGUGCUCCCAAAAAGAGAUAUUUUUGCGAUUAUUCACGGAUCGACCAUACGUCAAUAAUUUAGAAUCUACAGCUGCAGCGAUGACUCGACGAAACAGGGAGAGCAUUGCCAGAAUGACCUUGCUGAAAUCGACAAUUAGCCAACCCGAUACCACGACAGCUAGUAGUACGUCAUUUUCCAGCAAUUCUACUUGUUUGGUGGUCAAUCGCGACAUGAACCAAUUUAAUAAAAAAAAUCAAUUAAUAUCAGAUGGAAAUUAUUUAACAUUAUUUUAA
Metopolophium dirhodum (rose-grain aphid) is the source of this 879-nucleotide messenger RNA. RefSeq names its product calaxin-like. The record is from RefSeq and is a predicted model, not a curated record. NCBI's taxonomy places the organism in Eukaryota, Metazoa, Arthropoda, Insecta, Hemiptera, Aphididae. The transcript has a single exon. The coding region runs from base 1 to 879 and encodes 292 amino acids. Gene Ontology annotation, molecular function: calcium ion binding.